Molecule: messenger RNA, 970 nt
Organism: Ipomoea nil (Japanese morning glory)
Lineage: Eukaryota; Viridiplantae; Streptophyta; Magnoliopsida; Solanales; Convolvulaceae
Product: transcription factor bHLH36-like
Exons: 3
Coding region: 112-933 (273 amino acids)
Biological process (GO): regulation of transcription by RNA polymerase II
Cellular component (GO): RNA polymerase II transcription regulator complex
Molecular function (GO): protein dimerization activity; DNA-binding transcription factor activity, RNA polymerase II-specific; RNA polymerase II transcription regulatory region sequence-specific DNA binding
Source: RefSeq, a predicted model, not a curated record
CUGCCAUAAAUUAUCAUGCAUGUAUAUAUAAUCCCCCACGGGGCUUCAAAAGAAAAUAAGAAUAAGAAGAAUAAGAAGAAGAAGAAUUAGUACAGUGUUGUUAAAAAGAGUAUGGAACAAAUUUCAUCCACAUUUCCAUUUCAGGAUGGACUGCUGCACUUUUCUCCCAUUAUUUCUGCACGGCAGCAAACCAAACCGCCGGUUUCCGACCACAACACUAAUCCUCUGCUGGUUUUUGAUCUUCUUAAGGGUGACGUGGCGUACGACGUUGCCCCGACCAUGAAACCCAACGUCAUACUACAACAACAACAUCAGCAGCUGCAGCUGCAGCAGAAGAACCCUAAUAAUAAUCCUCCUCACCAGCAGAGGAAGAUUAUACGCCGGGACGUUGAACGGCAACGGAGGAAGGAGAUGGGUAGCCUUUACAAAAGCCUGGUUGGAUUAAUCCCUUAUGAGUAUAUUAAGGGAAAGCGUUCGACGUCGGACCGUCUGCAGGAGACGGUGAGGUACGUGAAAGAUCUGAGGAAGAGGGUGGAGAAGCUGAGCGCGAAGAGAGAUGAACUGAAAGGGGUAACGGAGCCGCCGGCAGAUUCAUCGUCAAAUUCGCUACUCCGUCCGGCAGCAGUAGCGUCAUCAUCGAGCCUGAUCAAGGGUCGGGAUGAAUGCAAUGACGAACAGAGCAGAGUAACGGUGAAGCCUUGCAGGGCGGGAGUGGAGGUCACCGUUAACGUUGCCGCCCAGAAAAUCAAAGGUGGCGGCGGCGUGUCCCUGUCGAAGAUUCUUAAGGUGCUUGUCGGAGAUGGGCUGUCCAUUAACAACUGCUGUUCCAUUAAAGUCAAUGAUAGGCUGCUUCAAACUAUUGAGGCUGAGGUUAUUGGAGGGGGAAGCAUUGAUCCAACUCAGCUGGAGCGGAAGCUGUCCGUGUUAUAUUAGUAUAUAAUCAUGGGGGUUUUUAAUUUAGAAAUAUUAA